AUGCACCAGAACUAUGACCCUAAUCAACAAUACCAGUUUCAAAACCAGCAACAGUAUCCAAAUACCAAUGCCCAGCAAUAUCAACAGUUUUCACCGCAACAGCAACAGCAGAUACCGACUCAGCAAGUUCAUUCUCAACCAAUCUUUCCUCAAUCAGUUCCACAGCAAACUUACCAACAGUAUGUACCCCAGCCUGCACAACAAUACCAAUUAGCUUAUACCAAAGCUCAACCUCAGCAACAGCAGGGACAAGGACAAGGACUUCCUCCUAUUGAAGGAUCUACAAAUCAUGGCCAACAGCAGCAAAAUCAAAAUCAAAAUCAACAUCAGCAACAGCAACAACCUAUGACAUACAUUCCAUAUCAGCAGCAACCUCCACAACCUCCACAACCUCCACAACCUCCACAACCUCCACAACCUCCACAACAACACCAACAACCUCAGCAUCAACCUCCGCAACAACCCCAAACCCACUCCCAAAUAUAUAUUCAAGCAUACCAACAUCCCACCUCGUAUCUUCCUCCUCCAAUGUCUCAACAAAUACAGCAGCAACCUCAGGUUAGAACACCUCCGUAUCAACAGUAUACACCGCAACCAAUCACUACUACUACCACGUCUUCUUCUUCAUCCUCUUCCCAAGAAACAAUAGCGCCAAUUUCUUCUUCAUCUCAGACAAACAUCUACAGCUAUGCUCAGCCACAAAGUCAAUAUAUCACUGGUUUUCAGCAACCACAAGCCCAAAACACAUCGUUUGUCUUACCCCCACCUUCUCAAGCAUAUCCACAACAGACUCAUUAUGCAAUUCAAACACCAUCCCUGCAACAGGCACCGCAACCCCAGACGCAACCGUUUCAAUAUUCUGAUACUUCUCUACAAUCUCCUAUUGGUCAAGGCUCUACAGCGUUGGAUACAGCAGUCACAACAAUGGUGCCAGUACCACCACUGGGAUCCACUCAGUCUUCAGUAAUGACCACCCAACAAACAACAAUUGACCCGAUGAUGCAGCAACAGCAACAGCAACAACAACAGCAACAGCAACAACAACAACAACAACAACAACAACAACAACAACAACAACAACAACAACAACAACAACAACAACAACAACAACAACAACAACAACAACAACAACAACAACAACAACAACAACAACAACAACAACAACAACAACAACAACACCAUCAUCAAAACAUUCAAGCAUCUCUACAAACCCACAUGUCUACUCCUAUGGAAGUAACAAUUCCACCCUCCACAACUUUAUCUGCUCCUCUAUCAUCAAUCCCUGCACAAGUACAAGCUACACCGCAAGUUUCUGUGUCGCCUAUGGCACCAGUCCAAAUGCAAAUGAAUGCUCCUUUACAGACGCCCAUCCAAACUUCUGUGCAAACCCCAAUUCAAACCCCAUUGGCUGCGCCAAUAUCAACUACAGUUCCAUUAUUACAGCCUUCAAUUCCAGGUCCUUCAUCAAUUGUUACCCCCACAUCUUUACAUCCAACUAAACCCAUGCGUCCAUCAUCAAAACGACAAGCUCAUUCUUAUUCGGAAAGAUCAUAUAGUCAUGAUAGUCAUUCUCGAGGUUCAAGCAGUUUUAUUCCAGCUUUUGGAUCAAGUACUGCUAUACAAACUAGUAAUUAUCGAUUUUCUCUAGAGGUUGCACAACAGCCUAUUCGUGCUCGCAUGUGUGGAUUUGGUGAUAAGGAUCGACGGCAAAUUACACCACCUCCUUGUGUAAGACUUAGAAUAUUUAGUGCUCAAACAGGACAAGAAGUCACAGACUUGAUGUCAAUUGAUUCCUCGUUUUUUGCUUUGAUUGUAGAGUUGUGGUCAGUCGAUAUGAAUACAAAUAUGUCUUUAGUACAUCCCUCGGGUCAAAUAUAUAAUCCUAAUAGAGGCCCUGCACAUGGACGUACUGCUUCAAUUCAUCAACAGCAACAAGAGCAGUAUCAAUAUUAUCAACAGCAACAUCAGCAACAUCCGCAACAUCCGCAACAUCAACAACAACAACACCAGCAACAAGCAACCACUCAAUAUUAUGCUCAACCACCAGGUGGUCAAAUGGUACCCCAUGUUCCUUCCGUUUCAACUGCAAUUGGAUCACAGGCUCCAAUGGUCUCUGCAUCAGCGGCUCCUCUCACUCGAAAUUUGAUUGGAACUUUGGUGGCAAUGGCAAAUAAAUUACAUGAUUUAAGCGAUAAUAUGGGUAUUUGGUUUAUUUUACAAGAUUUAUCUGUGAGAACUGAGGGUGAAUUCCGUCUCAAGUUUUCAUUUGUGAAUCUAGCUGAUGCAGUCAUGCCAAGCAUAACUUCAGACCUUUUAGAUCAAAUUGCAAUGUCUGGACAAGGACAAAUGGUACCAGGUCAUGACACUCAUGGCCAAGCCGAAAAAAAUAUAGACCCUUCUUCUGCUCCAAUCAUUGCUACAGUUUUCUCCGAGCCAUUCCGAUCUUAUUCUGCAAAGAAAUUUCCUGGUGUUAUUGAUAGCACCGAUUUAUCUCGAUGCUUUGCUACGCAAGGCAUUAAAAUUCCCAUUCGGAGAGAACACAGACCUAAAGAGAGACGAAAUAACGAAUAG
Messenger RNA from Magnusiomyces paraingens, 2571 nucleotides. RefSeq lists its product as uncharacterized. The record is from RefSeq and is a predicted model, not a curated record. NCBI's taxonomy places the organism in Eukaryota, Fungi, Ascomycota, Dipodascomycetes, Dipodascales, Dipodascaceae. The transcript has a single exon. Bases 1 to 2571 code for a protein of 856 amino acids.